Messenger RNA from Melitaea cinxia (Glanville fritillary), 1212 nucleotides. RefSeq names its product protein mono-ADP-ribosyltransferase PARP16 (gene Parp16). Gene Ontology annotation, cellular component: membrane; nuclear envelope; endoplasmic reticulum tubular network. Bases 1 to 1158 code for a protein of 385 amino acids. Gene Ontology annotation, biological process: endoplasmic reticulum unfolded protein response. Gene Ontology annotation, molecular function: NAD+ poly-ADP-ribosyltransferase activity; protein serine/threonine kinase activator activity; kinase binding. The record is from RefSeq and is a predicted model, not a curated record. The transcript has 7 exons. NCBI's taxonomy places the organism in Eukaryota, Metazoa, Arthropoda, Insecta, Lepidoptera, Nymphalidae.
AUGGAUGACGAAAUGGAAGCAUUAUCAGAAACAGGUACAAAUUGUAACAUGGCUGCAAAUUCGGAUACUAUAUCAGACAAUAAUCAAGCUAAAUUAGAUACACUAGAGAAAAAGGCGGUGCAUUUAAGACUAGUCCUCGAAAAGGAUUUUAAAGCAGCUGACGUCAAGUGGAGUUUAUUUGUAGCUGCUGCCUUUAGUUUCCGCUAUGAGAGUUGCCUAAGACCAUUUCCACCAGUUUUCAUUAAAAAUGGAAUCAAAGACAUGGACGAACUGCUAAGCGUUAUUUCGGAAGUGCCAGCUCUAGAUUUGGUUUUACAACAGUUGGAUAAUCUUGAUAACCUGACCAAUAUAAGUGAUAUUCUCGAUUUAUUAUUCUACGUACUUGUGAGGUUAAAAGAGCCUAGUUUAAGAACUGUUCCACCAGAAGCACAUGAAGCAAUAUUAAUUAAUGUACAUUCAUUGUUACCUGCGCCAAAGCCACAAUACAUCUUUCAAGUUGUGAGUUCAAAUAAUUCGAAUGGCGAGUUGAGAUGGAAGGAGUUAUCGAAAGAUCACAAAGUGUUUUAUGCUUAUCACGGAAAUCGCUUAGAAAAUUUUUUCUCAAUAAUAAACUUUGGCCUUCAACAACAUAUUAAUAAGACGACAUUAAUGGGAAGUGGUGUUUAUUUAUCGUCGGAAUUGAGUUUGUGUCUGCCGUAUAGUCACGGAGGUUUCGGCUGGGGGGCAAGUUGUAUCGGCGGUCAUCUGUCAUGUAUAGCAAUGUGUGAAGUUAUCGAUGCACCUGAAGGAAUCAAUUAUCAGAAACCUGUAACAAGCGAAGGUGAUACCGCAUAUGAAGGUGACAAAAAUAAAACUAGUGUCGAUCAAAAUCCGGGUACUCGGCUUGUGCAUUAUGUUGUUACAAACUGUGACUUAAUAAAAGUGCGAUACUUAUUGGUAUACGCGAAACAACCAACCUCGAUGAGAUUUUCUACAACGAGUUCUAGUAGAGAUGUGGGUCUACGACAGUGGUUCAAUCGGCAUAAGUUGUUUUCUAUUCUUCUUGGAUAUGGGCUAAUGCUAGCGACUAUUGGUUUUGCAAACAAUCAACCCAUGCAAUAUUAUUACAAAAUUUUGUUGAAAAAAUUAGACUUGGCUAUCAGUAACGCUAAAAUGUGAUGUUUUGGAAAUUUAAAUGUGACCGUAAUGUAAAAAUAAAUGUCUUAAAAAGGU